GGGCAAUGGCAGCCUGGUACUCAGCUCCCGUUUUUUAAGGGAGUUAAAUCUGGCAUUGAAUAGGAGUUUGCACACUUAAACAGAAGUCCAGGCGUUUUCUCAAAGCGGGUAAUCCUGGGUGAGAACAUGGGGUCGAGUCCUCACUCGGUGAAGCGGUGGCAGCUCAGCGGGACGGACUAUGAGCAGGUCCGCAGCACGCGCUCUGACACGCGCCUCAGCUGCUGGACCCCCCUGAACAACCAGAGCAGCAACCUGCAGUUAUUUGAGGAGAGGAUGACCCUUGUGCUGCACUGGUUUGACCUGUGGACUGACAGACAGAGGAAACACCUGUUGCACUCUCUGCUCACACGUGGCACCAAGUCACAGCUCAAGUACUGCAGAGAUCUUCUGAUGGAGACGCUUCCUGUGACACAAGUGGACUUCACGGCGGUGUUGCCACGCUUCCUGUCCCUGUACGUGAUGUCAUUUCUGUCCCCUCGUGACCUCUGCUCUGCUGCCCAGGUCAGCUGGCACUGGAGAAUGCUUUCUGAGCAGGACUGUCUGUGGGCGAGCCGCUGCAUCACAAGAGGCUGGUUCCUUCCCUACACUCCAGCAGAGAAAGAAUAUGGAGCGUGGAAGAACCACUACGUCUCCUGCGUCUCCACCCUCGACUGGCUCACUCCACGGGAGGCAGCCGAGCAGUAUGGGACCCUUAACCAACAAAGCACAUUGAUGACAGAGGAGGAGGAGGAGAGGAGGAAGGAGAGGAGGAUCAGGCAAAUGAUCAGAGACAAGCUACAGGAGGAUAAGAGACAGUCUAUGAGCACCAGGAGAGCCUGGGGCAGCUACACAAAGCCAGGAGCAGCCAGAGGAGGAAGUACCCAGACAGGGAGGCCCAGCUCUGGAAUAACAUCUAGCUCUUGGCCCUCACUCUCCUGGCCCCCGAGGACUGUAGGGUCCCCCAGCCUCUGUCUGAGCCUGGACAGAGGACAGACCAUGUCUGCUGCUCCGAGCCGGGACAGAUUCCAGACCUGCAGUCCUUCCAGUGAAAGACUGAACAAUGCAAGUGGAGCGCUGUCUUCUUUUACCAGCAGACCUGCACUGACACACACAGUCCCUCCCACCCAUCUGACCCAUCCUGUCCUCUUACUGCUGAUCUCCAACAGAAUCCCUGCCUAUGAGCUGCUGCUGAGUGGUGUGAAAGCAGGAGUGAUUGUGGUUCUGUACGACCACAGAGGGACUCUCUCAGCUCUGUUAGCCCAGGUGGAGAGGGCUAUCAUUGGGCAGGGAGCUCAGAGACUGGGCCUACUUGCUCCUGGAGGAACUGAAGAAAUCCAUCUGCUUCACAGGUGUAUUCUGUCAGAGAGGACUCUGCUAAACCCAGAUCAAAGGGAUUUCUGGGAAAAACUUAGUGGCUGGGUGGCACCAGCUGAGGAAGGAGGAGGGAUUGACAUCUUCUCCCCGCUAGCUGCUUGUGCACCAGGAGCGGCUCUCAUCCAGACCCUCUCUUCUCUGACUGGUCUGGAGGUUCGGACACCAAUGGGUCUUGCAACUGGAAGUUUUCAAAACAUCCUGAGUGAAUGGUCUGACGGCAGCGUGUGCACCGGACUAUCAAACCAAGGACCAUUAGCCCCGGCGCUGCAGUUUGUGUGUGAGAGCGUCCUGCAGGGCUGGUGCAGACAGGCUGAGUGGAUGGAGGAGGCCCUGGAGGGGCUGAGGGGCCAUCUGGGGCCACAGCUACAGCGGCUCAGCCUGGAGGCCAGGGGCAGAGCUCUUGGUCUUUUUCUGUGGGAGAAAAUGUGCCUCGAGGAACUGUGUGUGUCCAGAGAUCUCAACGAGGCGCUGAUAGAGGGACUCACUGCUCUCACACGACAGAGAGAGACCAGACCUCUGGAGUUUCUUGCUGGUUUCCUGACAAGAUGGAAUAAUGAUAAGGAUGGAGAAGAGAGCAGUGGAGACAAAAACAAAAGAGCAGAUGACUCACAGAAAUGCUUCAGCCUGAUACCUGAGCUACCGCAGAUAGCGUUAGAUUGGAGAGGGGCAGCUGCCAGAGAGCUCCACCACAGCGAGUGUCUUUACCUGGGCAGACUGGGCGCCGUGCUGAAGGUGUACCAGGAGCCUCUUACAGCAGCGCUCAACUCCAACAGAGCCAUUCUGAGCCACAAUGACAUCCACAUGGUCCUCAGCCCUGUCACACAGAUACUGGAGCUCAACAGGGCGUUUCAGGUGGAUUUAGAAGCCCGGCUGCAGCAGUGGGGCGCAGAGCAGUGUGUUGGAGAUGUGCUCGUGAAACUGUGCUCAAAACUUAGAGUCUACACCAACUACCUCAACAACUACACCACUGCCAUCCACACCAUCGACAAGUGCAGGGAGACAAAGCCUCCAUUUCGGGCUUUCCUGAAGAGAGCAGACAGAACUCUUUCAACACACAUGCUGAGCCUACAGGAACUGCUGCUGUGUCCAUUGUGGAGAAUCCAGGAGUAUGUGACUCUGCUUCAAGCUCUGUGUUUGCACACACACACCGCUCACCCUGACCACACACACCUCUCCUCUGCCCUCAACACCCUGGUGACAUUCAGAGAAUUCACACAAAAGUUAAAGCGUAACUCAGAGAGAGACAGGCUGAUAGAGCAAACGCAGCAGAUGAUCCAAGGAUGUCCGAACCUCAGUGAAGGAAACAGGCAGCUGAUAAUAACUCAGGAUGCUGCCUUGCUCAGGAGCCCUGAUGAGCAGAUUCCUGACUCGCUCAGGAUCUAUGAGCAUGUGUCAGACAUGGGCCUGUUCCUGUUUAACGACGCAUUGGUGUUGACCCGGCGACGUGUUCAUCACACACCUUUCACGCUGACUUACCAGAGCACACACACUUUCCUGGCCUCAGUGGCUCUCAGCAGCCUGUCCGUCAGAGAGAUCACACACACACGCUAUGUGUGUCAUGCCUUUGUCCUGGAGGGUCCUUGUCGUUCCUGGGUGUGUGCCACAGAGAGAGGAGAGGAGAGAGAGCACUUCCUGUCUGUGCUGCGUCCCGCCUUAAACGCUGCUCUGACGGGACAUCAGUGACGGCACCGGCAUGACAACACCCCGGCAGGACAAGAGGAGGUUUGGACACCACUGGACACCACAGUCUGAUUAUUUUUAAAGCUUAGGAAAAAUCUCUUAAACCAAUUAUUUUUCACAUGCCGCAAUAUUAUGUAGGCCUGCAAACAUAGCUUUCCUGCUACUGUUUAAACUGUGUAUCACAAUACCACCUUAAAAGUAUUUAGAGUCCGAUAGUCACAAUGAUAACUAAGACAAAUGAAGUAUUUUGUAAAAUGUUGCACAAUCCUGCUUUCCAUCAGGUGGAAGGUUAUCAAAUGACAGUGCCAGACAAAUCAACCAGUAUCUCUACACAUCUUUGUCAGCUUGACAUUUUUAACUCCCUUUUACGGAAUAUUACAACUAUUUAUACACGUAUAUUUUUGAUUUACCUCUUGGCAGUACACCUAAUGAUGCUCAUUACAUCUUUUAGUUAUUCCUGUACUCGCGCACCAUGAAGUUUAAUAAAAUAACUUGUAGUUUUUGUGAAGUAGUUGUCGAACAGUAUGAAUCACAGUGGAUAUUAUAGAUUGGUUUGUGUUGCGUUUUCCGGUACGGUUUUGUCCUGUUUUGUCUUUUGUGUAAAGAAGCUGUGUUGUACACUCUGCGUGUACUUGUUGUAUGUAUCAGCCUUUUACAUUUCUUUCCCUUGUAUAUCUAUAAAAAUAAUCACUUGUCAUUUUACCUUACAACAAUCACUGUUUGUUAUUGUUCCUCAUUGCAACACCUAGAAUUUUGACAUAUGUAUAUUCCAAGUUUUCAGUGGUAAUACAGCUAAAUAUUUCAAUGCAAUAUUUUCAAUUGAAUGUUUUAAAUUUGCUUUGCUUUGACAUUGUAUACAUGUGUUAAUGAUUGAUCAACAUAAACUGCAUCAUGAUAUUCAUAUGAUUUCUCAAAUCCAAUUCAUUUUUAGAAUUAGAUCAGAAAUAUUUCUCUUCAGGUAUAAAAAAAUCUUUAUUGAUAACACAAAUGUCACAUUGAAGAAUGAAUCACUAGCAAGGAGCUGCAUUACAUCACAUCACUUUUACACUUAUGUACAUUAUUGCCACUUGUUAAAAAAAUAUCCACUUGAAUGAAUAAACGACUGUCAUUAUCUGUAUGUCUCAACAGAAAAAUAAUAGGGAACAAAAUCCCUUUACAGUGAACAUCGUGACAUACAGUAUAACAUACUUAAUGUUCUAGUAUUACACUUCAGUUUCAUUUAUUUUCACCACAGUGACAUCCUCACAAAGAUCUGUGACAUUGGAACUACUUUCUAAAAUAUUGUGUAGCUUUAUUUACAGUGUACACAUUACACAUCAACACAGAAAUGCUUGUCUUCAGAGCACUACAGAUGAGGAUUGUAUAUUGAAAGCAGUACUUUUGACACGUUGAAUUUUGAUAUCAAUAGAUGCAAAAACUGAGUUAUUUUUAUGUUUUUGUUAGUGUAAGCUGACCUAGUGCCCCUAAGGAUUAAAGAAAACAUGAAUGAAAGUCCAGGGGACAUCACAGCCUGCGGUUGGCCAGGUUUGGGUUGCUGUUGUUUUGUCCUGCAGCAGAGUGUGUGUGCUGCUCUUUCCCCUCGGCUGGGUGUGUGCACGGCGCCUGCUGGCUCUUGCUCUGCAGCCCCAGGUUUGCUGCCGUGCCGUUUGUCACUUUCUGGGAGGUGGAGCCCUUCGGUUUGGGGAUUCUCGUAGGUCCUGGUCGUCGUAAUGCUUCUGGAGGUAUCUGUAAAAAAAAAGACAUUGUAGUGGGAACACCGUACUGGAGAGAAAAUGGAAAAAACAAGACGCAUGCAUGAUUUUAUCUUGCUCCACAGGCUAAAUUGUUUCCAGUAUCCAG
Trematomus bernacchii (emerald rockcod) is the source of this 4872-nucleotide messenger RNA. Its product is annotated as epithelial cell-transforming sequence 2 oncogene-like. The transcript has 21 exons. Gene Ontology annotation, molecular function: guanyl-nucleotide exchange factor activity; protein binding. The record is from RefSeq and is a predicted model, not a curated record. NCBI's taxonomy places the organism in Eukaryota, Metazoa, Chordata, Actinopteri, Perciformes, Nototheniidae. Bases 127 to 3036 code for a protein of 969 amino acids.